This is a messenger RNA of Trichosurus vulpecula (common brushtail), 1088 nucleotides long. RefSeq names its product natural cytotoxicity triggering receptor 1-like. The record is from RefSeq and is a predicted model, not a curated record. The transcript has 5 exons. The coding region runs from base 237 to 971 and encodes 244 amino acids. Lineage: Eukaryota; Metazoa; Chordata; Mammalia; Diprotodontia; Phalangeridae.
GUGUGUGGUCACGUGCUUGUACACGAGGUAAUCAAACAUCGGCAGGGUGUGGGGGAGGAAGGGGAGCCGCGGCCCCGCCCUGCAGGGUUCUCCCGCCUCUUUGGGACCACGGCAGAGCGCCACUGGAACUCAGGCCCGGCCGGGUCUCGUGGGGGGGGAAAGGCCAACAGCGGAACAGCUCCGGCUCCGCCCCGUCCGCACGUUCCCCGCCGAGCCUGGGACCCCAAUUCAGGACCAUGGGCUUCAGCUUGCUCUUCCUGCUCUGCCAAGCGCUGUGCGUGGCUGUCCUCGAUUCCCAGCAUCUCCCGCCCCCCCGGCUCUUCAUCGAGCCCGAGUUCCCAAUCAAGGUCCUGGGGCUGGUGACGUUCGACUGCUUGGGCGCCUACGGCUCCCAAAGGUACUUUCUGGUGCGGUACUACUCGGACCAAAACAAGGAGAUCAUUCGGCAGGAGAAAUCCAUCUGGGAAGGCCGGGUGGGCAGGUUCAUCAUGGAGAACGUCACUUCGCGCCAGGCCGGCCUCUACAGCUGCAUAUACGAGUUCAAUAGGUUCCACUCGGCCCAGAGUAACAAGGUGGCGCUGAUCAUGAGAGAUAUCCCAGAGAGCCCCUUCCUUUGGGUCACUCCCACCGUCUCACCCACCUUUCGCCAGAGCUUGACCUUCCACUGUAACUCGACCCUCUUGUUUGACAAGUACUAUUUAUACCACGGUUCCAUGGAAGAGAAGAAUCCUUUCAUUGAGCCCCUGAAUAGCUCAGUACGCCAAAGUCUGUUCUACUAUCGAGAGGUGCACGGACACCUGCUGGGCCAGUAUCUGUGCAUCGCGUACAGCUCCCAGAGCCCCUACCACUGGUCAGAUAUCAGUAACAUUGUGACGAUCACUGCUGGAGCACCUCCUUUCCUCUUCACUCCCUGGCCUCAUCUCAUCCACGUGGCUCUGACAGCGGCCGCCCUGGGAGAACUGCUGGCCUAGGCCAGGCCGGAAGGGAUGCCGUGUAGGCAGUGGCAUCCAAAGGCUUGGAGGUGGUCCCACCUUUGGAUCUCCCCCCACUCAUCCCUGAAAAGCAAAAUAAAAAGCUAAUUGUCCAUA